Vicia faba (fava bean) is the source of this 1035-nucleotide messenger RNA. Lineage: Eukaryota; Viridiplantae; Streptophyta; Magnoliopsida; Fabales; Fabaceae. The record is from the annotation of a GenBank genome assembly.
AUGGCCGCCGACAACCCUUCCACCGACAACGGUUUCACUCGCCCUGAGAUGUACACUGAGAACCUCGCCGGAACCGUCGACGCUUACGACCGCCACGUCUUCCUCUAUUACAAAAACCAUCUUUCCUGGCCUCCACGUGUCGAGGCUUCCGACGACCAUCCUCUCCCUAAACUCGUCGCCGCCACCAUGAAAGCCCGUAAAAACGACUUCACUCUUAAGACCAAAAUCACUGUGUGCGAAGCGCGUGAGGAAGCUGGCUUCUCCGACGGUGACGUUUUGAUUUUCCCUGAAAUGAUUAAAUAUAGGGGUUUGGUGGAGUCAAAUGUUGAGAGCUUUUUUGAAGAUGUUUUGGUGAAUGGUAAACCAUGGGCUAUUGGAGUGCCGGAGAUUUUAACCGGUUCACAUGUUUAUGUAUGUGCUCAUGGAAGUCGUGAUGUUAGAUGUGGUACUUGUGGGCCAGUUCUCAUCAAUAAUUUUAAUGAGGAAAUUGAGCUUCGAGGUCUGAAGGAUCAGAUAUCUGUUACUGCUUGUUCUCACAUUGGGGGGCACAAAUAUGCUGGGAAUGUAAUCAUAUACAGUCCAGGACCUGAUGGGAAAACUACGGGUCACUGGUACGGUUAUGUUACUCCUAACGAUGUUCCUGAUUUGUUGGACCAACACAUUGCAAAAGGAGAGGUCAUACACCGACUUUGGAGGGGCCAAAUGGGGCCGUCUGUUCCAGAGGGGAAGGGAGCAACUGACCAGAAACUUUCUAAUGGAGAACUUGCUAAUGGAGAACAUGUCGACAAGACUGAGAAGAGUAUUGAAAGUGCCAGUGUGAACCGGGAAGAAAAUGUGACCGGAUGUUGCCAGGGUGUUAAUGGGGUUUCUUGUUGCAGUUUUCCAAUUCCUGCACAAAACAACAAGACUAAAGAGAGGAAAAUCUGCAAGAAUUGGCCUACAUUGAAGGAGAGUGAUGUUCUCACAGCUGUUGGUGUGCUUGGAGCUCUGGCUGCUGUUGCUGUGGCUUACAAACUUUACAGAAGGUCAGGCUGA